AGAACGCGCUUGCAAAUCAUGUAUACUAAACAAAAUUACAUAAAUUUUAAUGUAUCAUAGGCACCGUUGCGCGCCACCAGUCUAUGUUUGUGCUUCUUGCUUCAUUGCUGUCUUUCUGUUUGGCUGCCUCUUGUCCGUUGCCCGUUUUCUCCCGAGAUUUCCACAGAUACAUCAGCCAAAACAAGAAGGUUUAUCCACUGGGACUGGUCGACCCACCCUCAAUAGUCAGCUGGUUUACAUGCUUGAUCUUUUCUCCGGGAGAUGAAGAACCCACAUAUCGUUCCAAAUGGAGCUCUUUCCGCCAUUCUGGAGAAGCUACCACCACGGGGUCUAAACAAAUGGGUUUAGCUCGCCUCGUACUCACAGUAGAACAAUUUACUCACCUGGAAUAAUGUAUUUACAUGGAUCCACUGUUCCACAACCGAAGACAGACAAUUCUGGCGUGAUUAUCUUCACUGCCUCAAACAUUCCGAUUCUCCAGUCACCUGGAGCUUUUCUGAUGACAUUUCACGGACAGCAUUGCGCG
Dicrocoelium dendriticum is the source of this 526-nucleotide messenger RNA. The record is from the annotation of a GenBank genome assembly. Lineage: Eukaryota; Metazoa; Platyhelminthes; Trematoda; Plagiorchiida; Dicrocoeliidae.